Messenger RNA from Rhineura floridana, 446 nucleotides. RefSeq names its product ribosomal protein L37 (gene RPL37). NCBI's taxonomy places the organism in Eukaryota, Metazoa, Chordata, Lepidosauria, Squamata, Rhineuridae. Gene Ontology annotation, molecular function: structural constituent of ribosome; RNA binding. Gene Ontology annotation, cellular component: cytosolic large ribosomal subunit; ribosome. The record is from RefSeq and is a predicted model, not a curated record. Bases 105 to 398 code for a protein of 97 amino acids. The transcript has 4 exons. Gene Ontology annotation, biological process: translation.
GGAGCUAUGCAGAGCUUGCGCUUCCUUUGCCGGAAACUGUAGCGAGGAUAUUGCGGAAACUGGGGGCAGGGCUAGUUCUCUUUCGUUCUGGCGGCUGAAGAAAGAUGACAAAAGGAACAUCAUCCUUUGGUAAGCGUCGCAAUAAAACGCACACUUUGUGCCGUCGAUGUGGGUCCAAGGCCUAUCAUCUCCAGAAGUCCACCUGUGGGAAAUGUGGAUAUCCUGCUAAGCGCAAGAGAAAGUACAACUGGAGUGCUAAGGCCAAGAGGCGCAACACUACCGGAACUGGCCGUAUGAGGCAUCUGAAAAAGGUCUACCGGAGAUUCAGGAAUGGAUUCCGUGAAGGAACUGCGCCAAAGCCCAAGAGAGCUGCUGUUGCAGCAUCCAGCUCAUCUUAAGGACUCAAAUGUCUGUUUAAAAUAAAUGGCCUGAACCAUGAAGAAUAA